AUGACCAGCUCUCUUCACAUUUCUGAGAACCAUUCGAAGUCUCUUGACACUCCUGACGACGAGUUCGGAAAGGUCCAACACUUCCAUGAUGGCGAAAAGGAGUAUAUAAUGAUCGGACAACAGAAAUUCUUGAAGGAAGACUUGGCCCAAGCCUUCGGUGGUCGAAUGCAGGUGGAGCAGUUUGCACCAGCUCCUUCAAGACGCUUUGCCAACCCGGCGCCUCUAGGCUUGUGUGGUUUUGCCUUAACCACGUUUGUGUUGUCCAUGUGUAACGCAAGGGCAAUGGGGAUCAAGACUCCAAACAUUGUAGUGGGCUUGGCAAUGUUCUACGGUGGGCUCAUCCAACUCUUGGCUGGUAUGUGGGAAAUUGCGGUUGAGAACACUUUUGGUGGGGUUGCUCUUUCCUCCUACGGUGGGUUCUGGAUGUCCUACGCAGCGAUUAACAUUCCGUGGUUUGGUAUCGUGGCGGCUUACGAGGAUAAUCCCCAGGAGUUGGCCGACGCGGUGGGAGUUUUCUUGUUGGGUUGGUUUAUUUUCACGUUCUUUAUGUUGUUGUGCACCAUGAAGUCUACCGUAGCGUUUUUCUUGUUGUUUCUCUUUCUUGACAUUACCUUCUUGCUCUUGGCCAUCGGAGAGUUUAGUGGUAAGGUGGGGGUUACCAGAACUGGCGGUGUGUUUGGUGUCAUCACUUCGUUUAUCGCCUGGUACAAUGCCUAUGCGGGUAUUGCUAACAUCCAAAACUCCUAUUUAAGAGUCAAGGUUGUCCCCUUUCCGACGAGAUCUAUGGCUUGA
This is a messenger RNA of Babjeviella inositovora NRRL Y-12698, 792 nucleotides long. Its product is annotated as acetate uptake transporter family protein. Bases 1 to 792 code for a protein of 263 amino acids. Gene Ontology annotation, molecular function: acetate transmembrane transporter activity. The transcript has a single exon. The record is from RefSeq and is a predicted model, not a curated record. NCBI's taxonomy places the organism in Eukaryota, Fungi, Ascomycota, Pichiomycetes, Serinales. Gene Ontology annotation, cellular component: plasma membrane.